UUUCGGUUUCCUCCUCCUUGGCGGUAAAUUGAAAUUUUUGAGCGUGCUGUCUUUUUGAGGUUUUACUUUCAAAGGACAGUUCCGGAACAGUGUUUACAAGUGUCGUGCAAAAAAAUUUGACUUUUGUCAAAUUUCGCUUGAUCCAAAGAAUUUUGGAUCAUCGUUUUCCCCGGAUUACGUCGUACCCGUUUUCGGGUACAUACCAACGUCGUCCAUCUUUUUCGGGUUCAGCCUCUGGCUAUUUUUCCGGUAUUUUUGUGUUUUGUAAUCCGUUUUGCACCUUGUUUAACCCAUAACUGUUUCUGUUGACUGCCCUGCAGGUAACAGCUUGUCGGUUUUACGUUUUGAUACUUGUUUCACACUCUUUGAAAGCGUCAUGUCGGAUUCACUGAAUACCGGCGCUAAUAUGUCUUCGGCUGCAUUGAUCAGCGAAUCAAAUGCUGUAUGUGGCAGCGGGAGCUGCUCAAAGCCCGUGACGGACGAGUCUGGUGGCAUGCAGUGCUAUGUAUGCAACUGCUGGUACCAUGAGACCUGCACCGAUUUGAGCCCUGAUCAGUACGCAAUGCUUUCGACUAGCGAUAGCAUGCUGUUCCAUUGUCUUCUAUGCCGUCGCCGUCGAUCUACGCCUCUUGAGGUCACUGAGGAGACAUCGAGCAACAUCGGGCUGGGUAACCAGCAGUUGUGGUCUUUCCUCAUAUCUCUUGAUCGGAAAGUGGAGCUACUGAUGAGAAAUAUGGGAGUCUCUAUUGAUGUCGGCUCAUUGAAGGAAGACACGCAACUAACCUCAAUUGCUGUCGAUGGAAAUCCGACUGAGGUGAUGUCUACCGUGUCGUGUGUCCCAGCGGUCCAGAAUGCCUCAAAAGGGGCCUCUGAUGUCGUACCGGAAGCCGUCCAAAGCGUGACCGAACUUAUUGCCCCUGGGCCCAAUAAAAGCAGGAGGAAGAGGGCUAAGAAAGUCCCUAAGGCUGUUUCAAAGCCUGAAGGUAUUGAAAGCAUUAAGGUAUUGGAGGUGGAACACAAAACUCCAACUCCAAUCACCCCAGUUCCAUUGGCGAAGCAACGCGCGGUGUCGACUUCGGCCACACCCGCAAAGUCUGAAAAGACUAGACCGGUGAGGGAGUUGGAGGCAGAGGAUAAAGCCUCAACCUCAAUUACUCCAGCUCACUUGGCGAAGAAACGCGCCGUGCCAUCUGCCAAACCGGUCGAAACUGAGGUCGCGUCGAAGACGCGUGGAGUGAAUACGCCUCGUCGAGGUGAUUCUUUUACUGAUAGUAGCGUUAUCUUUCGUAACGUUGCUGAAUCCGCGGCAGCUCUUCCAAAGGAGCGCAUGCUGGAUGACCUCCAGUGGUUCAAGCUCUGCGUCAACAAGAUGCUUCCACCUGGUUUCCCCGGUGUCACUAUCAGGAAAUUAACCAGAUUGGGGAACGUCCCUGUUGACACGCCAAAUCCGCGACCCCGACUACUUCGUGUAGUCCUCUCAACCCCGGAGGAACGCAAAGCGUUAAUGCGCUUUGCAUUCAAACUCAAGGGUAGUAAUGUCAGCGUUCAGCCGGACCUCCCACUGGCAGAUCGACUGAAGUUAAAGGAAGCCAUCAAAAGCCUCAAAAGCAGGCGGGCGGCUGGUGAGCAAGGCCUUCGUCUUGUGGGUUUUCAGGUGGUCAGCCGGAAGUCAAAUUCUGCCCUACCAGAACCUCUUCUGGUAGCGUACGACCCAGGGCUGGUCGUGCCGAGUUCCUUCGGGUAGUGCUUAGUAAUGUGCGUAGCCUAAGGAACAAGGUACACGAGGUGGGUCUACUUGUAGACAAAUCUCGUCCCGACAUACUUGCUAUCACCGAAACGUGGCUGUCCCCGGAUAUCACAGACGGUGAAGUAUGUUUGCCUGGCUACGCACUGCUUAGAUGCGAUCGCUCCAUUGGCCGCCAAGGUGGAGGCGUCGCUCUUUAUGUGAGUUGUAAACUCGAUGUGUUGAGGACUUGGGUGUUCCAGUCGCCGGAUCAAACUGUUGAAGCCCUCUCGGCUAUUGUGUGCACUUCCUCCGCUCAGUUUACAGUUGUAGUGGUAUAUCGAAGUCCUGGUAGUAUCUCCAGGGAGGUUAUUGAAUUUAUUCGUACUCAGGCUGCCAAUAGGUGUCUAAUACUGGGUGACUUCAACCUCCCUGAAGUCUGCUGGGCUGAUCUAUCUUGCAGUUCGGCGGUGGGCACUUUCGGUUCGGAUCUCCUUGAGCUAACAUUGCAACUGCCUUUGCAUCAGUUCGUGGACCUCCCGACUAGAUAUAUGCGCAACCAAAUUCCGUCUACCUUGGAUCUCAUUUUUGCGAAGUCACACGAUUUCGUAAGUGAUAUUGCCUACGACUGUCCUCUAGGAGCCAGUGACCAUGUCUGCAUAUCCUUUCGAUGUGCUCUAACUAAGUGUCAUCAAGCUACCGCUGAGGCAUGUCCAAAUAUUUGGCGGGCAGACUUUAACGCAAUACGAGCCAAAGCUUCAGUUUUGCGUUGUGCGAUCACCGUGGCUGACACCGUUGAGACAGCCUGGGAGAAAUUUAAAGCGUACCUCACUGAGAUCUCUGCUCCCCACAUCCCAUUCACUAAGAGAAGGGUGACACGGGCGCAGCCUCCAUGGAUAGAUCAUACAGGUAAAUACCUGCUCAGGAAGCGCUCUAAGUGCUGGCGAACUUACCAAGCGGCUUCAUCAACCAGCACCUACGAAAGCUAUCGAGCGGUUAGAAAUGAAUGUAAGCAUCAUCUUAGAACUCUUCGUCUUCAGUACGAGGAGGAUUUGGCUAACGCAGCCGUAAAAAACCCAAAGAAGUUCUUUGCUUACGUAAAGAGACGUAGCGGUACAAACUCGUCUAUACCGGCUUUACUACGAGCGGACGGGACCCAUGGGCAUACCGACUACGAUAAUGCCUGUAUACUUAGCGAACAGUAUACUGGUGUCUUUUCUCAUGAGGCCUCUCUACCUCAAGUUGAGCUGGUCACUAAAGUUCCGGAGGAUUCUUGCCUAACUGAAAUAAGCAUAACGGAGACACAAGUCUUCAGGCUAUUGCAAGGGCUAAAUCCUUCCAAAGCUUCUGGCCCUGAUUCAAUUCAUCCGAAGCUGAUGCAUGAAUUGGCCGCUGAGCUAAGUGGCCCUCUGACAUGCAUGUUUACAAUAUCACUCGACAGCUGUGCCUUACCUUCUGAAUGGAAGAAGGCAAUCAUCUGUCCGAUUUUUAAGGGCGGGGACAGAGUUCUGCCCGCGAACUAUCGGCCUGUCAGCUUAACAAGCGUAGUAGUUAAGUUGUUUGAAAAAUUGGUCAGGGAUUCGGUGGAGAAUCACCUGAUUAAGUUUAACCUUCUCAGUGCGGCCCAGCACGGAUUCCGUAAGGGAUUUUCAUGUCUGACAAAUUUGCUUGUAGCUCGUGAAAGCUGGGCUGAGGCAGUAGACAACGGCCACGCCAUCGACGUGCUUUUCGUUGACUUCUCGAAAGCCUUUGAUACUGUCCCACAUCAGCGACUCUCAUUGAAGUUGAGAUCGUAUGGGAUAUCUGGAGCCGCCCUUAAAUGGGUUUCUGCUUUCCUAGAGGGCAGAGAACAGUGUGUACGCGUGGGGCGUAGCCUUUCGCUUAGACAAGCUGUUCUUAGUGGCGUUCCGCAGGGCUCGGUUCUAGGGCCGUUGCUUUUCGCAAUUUAUGUCAAUGACCUACCCGAGGAGCUUGGAGUACCGUCGCUAUUGUUUGCUGAUGACCUCAAGCUCUGGAAUAUUGUGGAUAUCCCUGGUGGCUCUGAGGCACUUCAGAGUGCUUUGGAUAGGCUCUGGGAUUGGUCAACCUUAUGGUUGAUGCCCAUAAAUCAGGCGAAAUGUUCUGUCCUCCGCAUUGGAGGUGCUAGUCCCCCCACGCGCUAUGUAGUUGGUGGAAGUGAACUCCCUGUUGUCAUUCAGCAGGUUGAUCUAGGUAUCACCCAUACCUCCUUGCUUCACUCUGGGGAAAAUUGGAGGAAGGCUGCUUGUAGAGGGUUCCGUAUGAUGUGGUUUAUUCGCCGCUCCUUCGGUGUCCUAACGGCCAAUAUCUUUGUGAAGCUGUUCUCAGCUUUCGUGCGACCUCACUUAGAGUACUGUAUCCAGGCUUGUCCACCUUGUCUUGUAAGGGACAAAAUGGAACUGGAGAGGGUUUUGCGAGUGGGUACAAGGUUAGUGCAAGGAUUACGGGGGCAAACGUAUCCCGAACGUUUGCUUAGCUUGGGUAUGUACUCAAUGCACUACCGCAGAAUUAGAGGAGACUUGAUUCUCACUUACCGUAUCUUAACGGGUAAGAUUGGUCCAAAUUUAUCCUGGCUAUUUAGUCCCGCCAAGCUGCCUAGUCUCCGAGGUCACCCGUUGAAGCUGCACAAACAGCGUUCUGACCGGGUAAGGACGGAAACUCGCUUGUCGCGUCGAGUUAUUGAACGUUGGAACUCGCUUCCAGCGCACGUGGUUAGGGAGUCUACGGUAGAGGGUUUCGAGCGUCAAUUAGAUGCUCUAGGGUGGCAGUACCAAACCUUCCCCUUCUCCUAACCGACUUGUAUCUUCAACUUUCCCUUCGUUCUUUUUUAAUCUUCUUCUCACCUUGGUAUUAUCAUUAUUUAGCUGACAUUCCUCCUUUUCUUUUCUUAACUUACCCUUCACUCUUUUACUUCACAUAAACCGGCCCGGCAGGGACUGCUGGGCAGGAAAAUGUGGGCAGUAAUUGGUUGGACAGGGUGUGAUGCGGUCUUUGUUUUAGACUUUUCAACAUCUCAAGCAGACCUGUCAAUUCCCGAUCCAACGAUACGCAAAAGAAGGAACAUUCACGGGAUUAUCCUAUCGUUCCGGUCCCAACUGAACUUGAACUUGAACUUG
This is a messenger RNA of Dicrocoelium dendriticum, 4857 nucleotides long. The record is from the annotation of a GenBank genome assembly. NCBI's taxonomy places the organism in Eukaryota, Metazoa, Platyhelminthes, Trematoda, Plagiorchiida, Dicrocoeliidae.